Molecule: messenger RNA, 603 nt
Organism: Colletotrichum higginsianum IMI 349063
Lineage: Eukaryota; Fungi; Ascomycota; Sordariomycetes; Glomerellales; Glomerellaceae
Exons: 1
Coding region: 1-603 (200 amino acids)
Source: RefSeq, a predicted model, not a curated record
AUGGAAGCACCCGCAACAGAAGGCAUCGAGCCAGAGGAGCGGUAUCUCCUGCGAAUCGUCAGGUCAGUUUCUCAUGACCUCGCUCUCGAAUGUUCCGGGGCAAAGGAUAACCGGCCAGACUAUAGCGGCGAAAGCGACCUCAACAACGCAACCCUUUUCCUCGGCAGCGGCCAGAAUCUGCUCCUCAGACCGUCCUCGGCCGGCACUCCCGAGCAGUCGGUCGUGGUGAAAAGGGGCCAAGCCCAAGGUCAAUCGACCUUCAUCAUCGAUGGUCCCUUGGCCUCAGGGGAGUCUCUGAUCCUCCAAGGCCCGAGCGGCAAGGGAGAGCAUCAGCUCAGAGCCUCCUCUAGGGUGACCCCCUUCGGGAUUGGUAGUGCAAUCUGCCACGACUCUUGGGAGGUCGCGAGAGACGCAGCGGCGCGGAGGCUGUUGCUGCGCUACACGAACGAGAAUUUCGGGGACCGGCGCUGGGUCGCUGUCCCUCCUCGGGAACCCGACUCCGGGGAUGAUGCGUGGGAGGUUUGGUGGUACGAGCCAUUGCCGUUCAACGCGAAGGAUUUGCCAGGCGCCGUCGCGGUUGACGUCGAGCUGGUCCCCGUUUGA